Molecule: messenger RNA, 2909 nt
Organism: Vanrija pseudolonga
Lineage: Eukaryota; Fungi; Basidiomycota; Tremellomycetes; Trichosporonales; Trichosporonaceae
Gene: YTHDF2
Product: YTH domain-containing family protein 2
Exons: 2
Coding region: 1-2661 (886 amino acids)
Biological process (GO): mRNA destabilization
Cellular component (GO): cytoplasm
Molecular function (GO): mRNA binding; N6-methyladenosine-containing RNA reader activity
Source: RefSeq, a predicted model, not a curated record
AUGAGCUCGACUCCGAUCCGGCAGCCCCGCGGCCCGCCGUCCUCGGCCUUCCCCCCCGGCGCUGCACCGCCCCCUGCGCCGUCUUCCUCGUCGUCCUCGUCGACAGCAGUCAGCGCCGGCCCGCCAGCCCCGGACGCAGAGUCGCUCCUCCGCCGCAACAAGACGCUCGCGAACCCGCGCUCCGGCAACACGCCGCAGCAGCCGGCGUUCACGCCCUCGCCCGCCGACCAGCGCCGCUCCGUCGCAGUCUUCUCGCCCGCCGCGGCGGCCGCGCUCGCCGCUGCACCCCCCGCUGCGCCGGCCAACAACAGCAACGACCCGCGCUACCGCUCCGGCUCGUUCUCGGGCCUCGCGGGCAGCGCUGUCCCCCCAGUGGUCCAGAUGCAGAUCAGCCAGGUCGACGCCGGCCUCGUCCGCCGCCGCUCCGGCCGCGAGUUUGCACAGCAUACCCGUACCGAGGAGACUCUGCUCGAGACUGAGCUCGCCGAGGAGUACGACAGCACCGCGACGGAGCGCGGGACGUGGGGAAAGGCAAAGGGACUGAGCCGCCAGAGCUCGCUCCCAUCACGACGGCUCAUGAACGGCGGAGGCGUCAACCCUGGGCUGUUCACACCAAGCGACGCGCCCGCCAUGCCAGCUACCAAUGCCCAGUCGGGCGCUGGCAGCAUGCAGCCGCCACCGGCGCCACCUCCUCGCCCUCCCCGCCGCGUCUACCACCCCAGCAUUGAUCAGUCGCCAGUAUCUCCCAAUUCGGCAGCCCAGCAGCUUCAACUGCAGCAACAGGGCGGCCACUCGCGCAGCCACUCGCACACAAACUCGCUCUCGUCCCUCAACAUGGACUAUGGCCAGCCCUUGUCUGCCACCUCGCCCAUUGCGCCAAGCAGCGCCGGCCACAGUAACGCUGCGACGGCCGGCGGCGCUGGUGUCUCCCGCACCCAGAGCCUCCGUGCCCAGGCGCAGGCGUCCAACAACUCGAUUGACAUUUCAAACCUAGGCCGAAGCGCCAGUAUGAGAGCCCCCGGAGAGCUCUCGUGGACCCGAAUCGGACAGGGACACACGUCGCCGCCGCCCCACCCAUUCAGCGCUGCGACGCCGCCACGCCCCGGCCAGUCCAACCUUCCUCCGUUCCAGUUCCCGCCAGUCGACGACUCGGACCUUAUCGAGCCCACCGACCUCAAGCGCCACCAGUCUCUCACCCAGGGCUAUGGCUCGUCGAGCCGUGUCCGUGAGCGUCUCGAGCGAUCCCAGGCGCUCCUCAGCCUCGAGCAGCGCGAGGACCUCCGUCGCCACCUUGCAGCGUCGCCCCAAGGUACCGGCUCCCAGAGACAUUCGCGCCAGCUCUCGGAGCUCGGCAUCGAGGACUCGCCCACAAACCCCAUUCAGCGCAGCGUCUGGACGCCUGGCGUCACUGGCGCUGGUGCCGGCGACGGCUGGUCCCACAGUGCCGCCCUCCAGCUCCAGGAGGCUCUUGACGCCCUCACCCUCAACGGUCGUGACCCUGCGGUGGGCACGCCCGCUGCCCACCCUGGCGACGAGCCGGCGUGGGUUACCAACCUCGUCGGCAUGCCCGGCCAGCCGUCACCCCAGCCGCCCUCGAGGGGCAACUUUGGCUGGGACGACAGAGAUCCGGCCGCACUCCGUGCCGCUGCGGCGGCCUACGGCGGAGCUCCCCUGCCCGGGUGGGCCGGUGCACCCCAUCUCCAGCAGCCAGGCAACCUCUUCCAACAGCAGCAGCUGUACGCUCAGGCUCAGGCCCAGCUCAAGCUCGCCGCCGCUGGCAUUGGAGCCGGCGGCAUCCCCGGCCUGCCACCUAUGCCCCAUCUUCACCCUGGUGGUUACCCCGUCGGAGGCCAAGGCUACCUGGGCCCCGCCUUCACGCCCCAGUACCCCACUCCUCCUGGCACGGCCAUGGGUGGCGGUCCCGGUGGUGGUGGUGGUGGAGGCGGCGGUGGUGGCGGUGGACCCAACCACCCGCUCAGUGCGCAGGAUCUCGAUGUUAUCGAACUUGCCCGAAGCAAGGGCCUCAACCCCGCCACCUUCGACACACACCCCCAGUUUGCCCGUUUCUUCGUCAUCAAGUCUUAUACUGAGGACGAUGUCCAAAAGUCGCUCAAGCACGAGAUCUGGUCGUCUACCGUGCUGGGUAACAAGCGUCUCGACACGGCGUUCCGCGAGAGCAACGAGCGUGGUCCCAUCUACCUCUUCUUCUCUGUCAACGGAUCCAGACACUUUUGUGGUGUUGCUGAAAUGCUCACGCCCGUCGACGAGACGCAAUCGUCGACCGUCUGGGCUCAGGACAAGUGGAAGGGCAUCUUCAAGGUCCGCUGGAUCUUUGUCCGCGAUGUACCAACAGCCGCCCUUCGCCACAUUCGCCUAACCAACACUCCUGAGCGCAAGCCCAUCACAAACUCGCGCGACACGCAGGAGCUGCCGUACGAGGCCGGUUGCGAGGUCCUGCAGAUCUUCCUCGACCACCAGCACAAGUCCAAGACGAGUCUCCUCCAGGACUUUGCCUACUACGAGAGACUCAGCGCCAACCGUGGUCCCGGCGGCGCAACGAGCCCGACGCCGCCCGUCGGUCACUCGGGCCAGGCUACGCCGCACGUCUAUGGCGGCAACGCCCAGCAGGUUCCCGUCCAGCCGGCCGGUAACCGUAUCUAGGGCGCACAACGCACGCGUCGAUCACACGCGCGACACGAUCAUUAAUAUUUGAGAGAGCAGCAGCAAAACGCAUUUUUCUUCCCAGGCGGACGGUCGGCGGUCACACUGGCACGAGAUGAUGAUGAUGAUGGUGGCUGGUCCCUUUACAUCAAAACAUCCACGACAUGACAGUCACGAGGAAGGCAGAGUGAUACAUACCGGAGUGAUAUCUGUGAGGCGUGUACAGUGCUAUGCAUAUUCUACCAACG